Molecule: messenger RNA, 1040 nt
Organism: Seminavis robusta
Lineage: Eukaryota; Bacillariophyta; Bacillariophyceae; Naviculales; Naviculaceae
Source: the annotation of a GenBank genome assembly
GCCAAUGAUUGAGCCACCGGUCACGGGUUUACACUUUCAAUAGUGCGCACUGUAUACCAACAGAGAGAUCUGGUCUGUGGCGAGUGUUGGUGGUACCAGUAUACCGGUAUGGUCUUGGGCUACACACGAAAUAAAUGAAGAAGAAAGCCCCACAAAAUCGAAAAACACAACAACUUUUUAGUGGCAAUCAUGGUCACCAUCCGAAUGCACUUGUCGAGAAUAGGGUCGGCGCCUAGUAGUGAGGGCGACAUGAUGAUCCAAAGGAAGAAAAGAAGGAGCAUCCGUAAUAGCACUCAACUUUGCCGAUCAAGUCUCGUAGAGUUGCAGCGUGCGUGGGAAAGGCAACGACGGCUGAACCUGGAUUACUUGGACUAUAAACACCAUUUCUAUGAUUAUAAUGCAGCACAUCGUCAGUCUCAGAGGCCACAACUAGUACAGAAACAGCACAGCAGAAUCAUCAACGUGGAGAACGAGUACAGGUUUUGGACUUCCAAGCAAUCCGUGAUCAUUUUGGCUUCUCUUGUGUUGGCAGUUGGAAUCCACAUGGUCUUUUUCUACACGGCACUGAUGCUGUUCCUGUAUGAGACAGGUCAAGUCAUGACCCGUUGGCAAACGUUUUGGAAGAAUCAUUACGUUAUUCAAGAGUUCCGAGACUUUAUUCUCAGCUGGUGGCACUACAUCCGGCAGCAAAUCACGCUGUUUCUGGACACGAACAAUUAUUCCCAAAAGGCUGCCGUUGGAUGUUGGCUCUUUUACUAUCCGCUCACGUACCGAAUUGUAUCGCACCAUUUGAAGCGACGAAAGCAGCAAAUGCUCCAACUUGCCAAAGCCGAAGCCAAUCGAUGGAACCAACACACGACGGAAGCCAUUCAACAGGCCCGAACCAUUGUGAGGCGUUCUUCCCUUGUCGUUCGGCAGGGCCUGAAGCGUCAUCGGCGGCGGCUACAACAACGGCAAUGCCUUUGUCAAUACUACCACCAAAGACGACAACGACAAUCUGUGGUGUGGCAGCUGGAACAUCAUGAAAAUUAAUGUAGCAG